Vitrella brassicaformis is the source of this 941-nucleotide messenger RNA. The record is from the annotation of a GenBank genome assembly. NCBI's taxonomy places the organism in Eukaryota, Vitrellaceae.
GGAUGAUGCAUUGACAGCGAAGCAAACACCGGCUGAUGGUCAAAUGCCACCAUCCAUGAGUACCAUCCGUGUGUAGAUGACAUGCAUUCAUCGGAUUGAUGAGGGUCAUCAGCACGAAACGAACUGAAGCGGCCGUCCACAAUCAAUGCUCUCGCACAGCCCUCGCCCCCUCCCCUCUCCAAGUGACACUCACGCAAUGCCGCAGACUAUCUGGCAGGCAAGCAAUCACAGCGAGGAAAGACAUAAAAGGCGGAAGUGACUAUAUCACUGGUUCACCGCGGCAAUCUCAGCACGUGCAUUCUCAUCGAUGCCGGCACGCUCGAGAAUCUCCUGCAAGAGCACCGAUUUGUCGGCCACGUACCCGGCCAUGUUGUCGUAGUAGCGCAGGGCGAGGCUGAGUUUCAGUUCGCCGUACCGUCGCCGCAGCUCGGGAUCGUCACGAAGGGCAUCCCUCACCGCGAGAUGGUUGCGCAAGGCGAGGCACCCGUCGAUCACCACAUAAACGUUUCGCCGCGGCUCGUUGUCGAAGCAGCGCAUCGCGUGUCGGUCGGGAAUGCCCAACUCUCCCUCAUACAGGUAGCCGUGGGCUUCAAGCGCCGCGAUGGCUGCGGCCAGCUGGCCGCGUCUGACAACCACAUCGACGUCUAUCACCGGUUUGGCUGGGAGGUCAACAACCGCUGUGCUGCCGACGUGCUCGAUGCCCACAAUGUCGACGCCAGUCAGUGCGGACUCGAGUUGAGUGCGGAUGAGAGCGAACCGCUGCUGCCAAGCGGCGUUGUAAGGCUCGACUUGGACUCUCAUGAACGGACAGCGCAAUUGGGACAGCGGGUGACUCGGCGACCGACAAUGCCGUGCGUCCAAUCGGGGAGCACGAAGCUGAUGACACAAACAAACAGGACACAGCAACAAAUCGUUUCUUUCAGGCAGAUCUGGCUUUCGUG